Liolophura sinensis is the source of this 1453-nucleotide messenger RNA. Its product is annotated as DDRGK domain-containing protein 1-like. The record is from RefSeq and is a predicted model, not a curated record. Bases 26 to 931 code for a protein of 301 amino acids. NCBI's taxonomy places the organism in Eukaryota, Metazoa, Mollusca, Polyplacophora, Chitonida, Chitonidae. Gene Ontology annotation, molecular function: ubiquitin-like protein ligase binding. The transcript has 8 exons.
GAUGUGAUAGCUGUCCAACAACAUCAUGGAUCCGGUGGUGUACAUUUCAGCAGCUGUUCUGGUUGUUUUCCUUCUCGGUGUCAUUUCAUUUAUAGCUAAAACAAGAAACAAUGGAAGAAUAGGUGAAGGUGUGAACGCUGGAAAUGAAGCUCCUGUGGCUCGUGCCCCACCUCUACGUAAUGUGGCUGACCUACCAGCAGCGGCCCGGAGGAGAGGUGGGCGGAGGCGAAUGAGAGUCCAGAGAGACGACAGUGAUGAGGAAGUGUAUGAUGAAGAAGAAAUGUUUAAUGACAUCGCUGAACCAGAGGGAAAAGUUGGCGCAAAGAAGCUGAGAAAACUUCAGGAGAAGGCCGAGAAGAAGGCAAUGAGAGAGCAACAAGAGCAGGAAAGAGAAGAACAGAAGAGAAGACAGGCUCAGCUAGAAGAGUUAAGGAAAAAGGAAGAUGCCAAAAGAGCAGCUGAAGAAGCCAUUGAGGCUGAAGAGGAAAGAAAACGCAAAGAGGAGGAAGAAAAGAGAGAACAUGAGGAGUACCUAAGACUAAAACAAGCUUUUACAGUGGAGGAGGAGGGGGAAGAGGAUGCUGCUCCAGAUCUUAAUUCAGAGUCAUUAUUACAAGAAUUUAUUUCCUAUGUCAAGGAGAUGAAAGUGGUGAUGCUAGAAGAUUUAGCUGCACAUUUCAAACUCAGAACACAGGAUGCCAUAGACCGUGUUCAGGAGUUGCAGUCUGAAGGUGCUCUCACAGGUGUGAUAGAUGACCGGGGAAAGUUUAUAUACAUUACCAUGGAAGAACUUGAGUCAGUGGCCAAGUUUAUACGUCAGCAUGGCCGAGUAUCCAUCACAGAGUUGGCUGAAUCCAGUAACAGACUGAUUAACCUCACACCAGACAAUGCCGAAACAACCAAGAAACUUCUAGGAGAAGUAUCAGCAUAAUAUUGCGCUUAGUUUUAUGUUGUUUUUCAUGGAAUUUUUUUCAUUCUGUGAAUCAAGAAAUAUCUGAGAUCUUCCACAGCAAACAGCUGAUAGAUUUGAUGUGCAGCAUUUAGGGGAUUUGGGCUUAGAUGGUUCUUCAGAAACUCACUCCCAGAAGCAGAUUUAAGUGAAUACAUUGUUCAUUGUGUACAAUUCUGUCCUAUUUAUUUGUUAUAUAACAAAACAUUUAGAUAAUUUGAGAGGAUUCAGACAAACAAAUGAUCUGAAUUAGGACAUCAGAAUACAAUGGUAAUUUAUAAAAAAAAUAUACAAGGUUUUCUUCAAAAGACGUGGAAUUGUUAAGCUUGUUCACGUGGGAUAUAUAGUGUUCACAGCAUCACAAGGUGUGUUUCAUCAAAAAGGUCAAGUCCUGUUUUCAUUAGACAACAAUUUAAUAUCAGCAUGUAAAUAAAGUGAUCUGUUAUGUAUAUAAGGAUGAAAUAUCAAGAUUUCCAUCUUGAAUAAAAGUGAUAUUUUUAACAA